AUGAAGAUCGAUGAACUCCCCGACAAUGAGUUUACCUCUGCAACCCCUCCAGCACCAGGCCAAGACUUUGACCUUCUAGCCCAAGCCAUGGCAUCCUCCUUCCCCGGGUUUUCCCCCUCGGACCCCUCGAACCCCUCAUCCACCACCCCCUCUCUCCCCCCCUCCCUCGCAUCCCUACGCGAUAAAUCCGGCCCCGAGAUCCUCCAAUCGCUAAACUCUACUCCCCUAUUCAUGACCGAACUAGAAGAGAAUGACGAAGUCGAAGCUUUCAAGGCAUUAGCAUAUGAAGGCACACCCCUAGAAAUCGCAACGAACUUCAAGGAGCAGGGAAAUGAUAGCUUCAAGGAAAAACGGUUGGCGGAUGCCAAGGAGUUUUAUACUAAAGGGGUGAGUAUUUUAUUGGCGGAGGUGAGGCGGAGACAGAAGGGUGAGAAGAGGGAGGGGGAUGCUCCUGAGGAGGGGGUGGAUGAGGUGGUUGAGGAGGUUAAGGUCCUGGAGGUGUUGCUUGUGAAUAGGGCGAUGUGUCAUUUGAGACUUAAGAACUAUAGGAGUUGUGUGCAGGAUUGCGGGGCAGUGUUGCGGAUCAAUAAUUCGAAUACGAAGGCGCUUUACAGGAGUGCGAAAGCAUUGUUGGCGUUGGGGAGGAUAAAGGAGGCGGAUGAUGCAUGUGUGAGGGGGUUGGAGUUGGCGGGGGAGGAUAAGGCGCUUUUGGUGUUGGCAGGGGAGAUCUUGAAGAAAAAUGAGGAGAUUGAGGCGAAGAGGAAGAAGGAGGUAACAAGAUUGGUGAAAGAGAAAAAUGUAGAGAGGAUAUUGAAGACGUCCUUGGAGGCGAGGGAAAUCAAAUUACGGAUGUCGGAUAAACCACCCGAAAUGGAGGAUGCGAAGAUUGAGCUAGUGCCAGAUGCAUUGGAUCCGAUCAAUUCGACAUUAUCUUUCCCAGUCCUUCUUCUAUACCCUCUAGCAGCCGAAUCAGAUUUCAUCAAGUCGUUUAAUGAGAUGGAUACGGUAGGACAGCAUUUAGCCUACAUAUUACCGCUUCCGUGGGAUACAAAGGGGGAAUAUAGAGAUGAGAAGGUGGUGGAGUGUUAUGUGGAGAAGAAAAAGGGCUCGUUGAUAAAAGUGGGAAGAAAAGUUACGCUAUUGAAGGUUUUGAAUGGCGGAGAAGUACUGGAUGGUGUUGUGAGUAUAUAUGUAGUGCCGAAGCAGAAGGCGGCGGGGUGGAUAGAGGAGUGGAAAAGAAAAAAUGUGGUGGCGGUUAAAUAA
Messenger RNA from Sclerotinia borealis F-4128, 1263 nucleotides. The record is from the annotation of a GenBank genome assembly. Lineage: Eukaryota; Fungi; Ascomycota; Leotiomycetes; Helotiales; Sclerotiniaceae.